This is a messenger RNA of Cuscuta epithymum, 1174 nucleotides long. Lineage: Eukaryota; Viridiplantae; Streptophyta; Magnoliopsida; Solanales; Convolvulaceae. The record is from the annotation of a GenBank genome assembly.
GUUAUUAAUAUCCAGGCUGAAAUUGGGAAUGGAUAUUAAUAACGAAAUUGCUUCACCAUGUGGAGUUCGUCGACCAUGUUGAACACAGAUUUCAUCGGCGGAGAAAAAACACUCAACUUCCCGAAUUUUGAUCCAUCAUCUGGGGAAGGAAAAACAGCGGAUGAUAGCACCCACAGCACCGCGUCGAGCGAGGAAAUACCACCGGUGUCACUUGAAACAUUGGGAAGCGAAGAUGACGCCAAAAGUUUUAACAGUGAUGAUUAUGCCGGAAGCAAGAGCGAUUAUGAGAGUGAAGAAGCUUGGAGGGAGACGAAGGAGUACAAUAGACGGUUGAUUGAGUCAGAGGUGGCCUAUCAGCGUGCACUGUCCUUUCUAUUUCUUAUACGGUUGUCAAUUAUAGUGACUUAAAAUAGAUUAUUUGGUUCUGUAAUUGUUAAGUUUAACUGUGUUGUUAGGGUUUUGAUGUCCUCCCUGUACCAGCUUGUAUCCAUUCUGGCGGAGUACAACCACUCUACUCGGAGGAGACUUUGGAGGCGUAUGUGGAGGAGGAUUCAGAUGAGGAUUCACAUGAGGACUCAGAAGAGGAUUCUGAGGACGACGAUAAGUAUCGAUCUCAUUAUAGCUUCGUGAAGGAGUACACCUCCAUGGCCAUUGAUCAGUACAAUGCUGAUAACAAUGCAAAGCUGGAACUAGUGCGGAUUAAGAAAGUAAAUUAUGGACCUUGUUGUGGUUUCAAUUACUAUAUAACAAUCCUUGCCAAAGACACCAUUUCGGGAGAGGUGAAGACUCUUCAAGCCGAGGCUUACCAUUCCGCAUUCAAAUCAGAGAGGAGUUUGACUUUCGUGAGGUUGGCACCAGGACAGCAAUGAUAGCCCAUUCAAGUGCGCAUGGGAAUAGUAAAUUUGAGAUGCUGGAGAAUGUUGGCUGAGCUACAAAUAAACGGAACUGCUCAUUGAUGUAAGUGUUAUAAGGAGAACUUCAAGGGUGCUUGGGAGGAACCUUGCUACUACUCCCUAAUUAUUAUUACGGAGUAUUAUUAUUACCACCAUGAUCAUCAUCAUUUUUAUUGUUAGCGUCACCAUUAUUAUUAUUAUUGUUACCUUCACUAAUACUAUGUAUUAGUGUUCUUAUUAUCUAUGAUUACCAUUAUUACCAUCAAAAGUUAUCAUUACCC